UCUGACCGUGCUUUCCUGCCCACACGAGCAACGUUCGACGCCGCCAGUGCAGCGCAACCGCAUCAAUCGCCCGUGUCCCCCGUGCCGCGACAAUGGCAGCUCUCCGCUCAACCACCUCUAUGCUCCUCGGCGCCGCGUCCAGGCCGGCCCUGCGCGCGACUGCCGCGGUGCCUGCCGCCGUGCGCGGCAUGGCCCAAGUCUCCGACGCCACGGCCUCGGGCGACAAGCCCAGGCUCAAGACCUUCCAGAUCUACCGCUGGAACCCCGAUACGCCUACCGAGAAGCCCAGGAUGCAGAGCUAUACCCUCGAUCUGAACAAGACCGGGCCCAUGGUCCUCGACGCCCUGAUCCGCAUCAAGAACGAGCUCGACCCGACCCUGACCUUCCGCCGGAGCUGCCGUGAGGGCAUCUGCGGCAGCUGCGCCAUGAACAUCAACGGCACCAACACUCUCGCGUGCUUGUGCCGCAUCCCCCGCGAGGACAGCUCCGACAUGAAGAUCUACCCGCUUCCGCACACCUACGUCGUCAAGGAUCUGGUGCCCGACCUCACCCAGUUCUACAAGCAGUACAAGUCGAUCAAGCCGUACCUGCAGAGGGACACGCCCUCGCCAGACGGCAAGGAGUACAGGCAAUCCAGGGAGGACCGCAAGAAGCUCGACGGCCUCUACGAGUGCAUCCUGUGCGCGUGCUGCUCGACCUCGUGCCCCUCGUACUGGUGGAACUCGGAGGAGUACCUGGGCCCCGCCAUCCUGCUCCAGUCGUACCGCUGGCUGGCCGAUUCCCGUGACGAGAGGAAGGCCGAGCGCAAGGAGGCCCUCAACAACUCGAUGAGCCUGUACCGCUGCCACACCAUUCUCAACUGCACCCGGACAUGCCCCAAGGGCCUCAACCCCGGCCUGGCGAUUGCCCAGAUCAAGAAGGAGAUGGCUUUCUAAAGCGGCGGCAUGAGUUAAAAUAGAGGAGCUCUGCACCGGUGACGAAGAGUGGCGUGGUUGGGAACAGAUUGGGUAGUGAUGGUGGUGGUGAUGGUGUUUCGAGUUCGAAUCAUCGGACUCGGUUAGCUAUGUAAACUUACCCUGGUCUCCUGCAUGGUCGGAGUUUACUUUGUCACAAUACCAGCAAUAGGAUGCUUUUAGGACUUGCGUGGCUUCGCCUCCGAUGUCGAGUUAUUAGAACUCAGCACUGGCACAACGCAACGAAUGGAACAAACCGACUAGCAUCAUGAACCGAGAGAACGAUUGCGGCAGAUAACUAACAAGUCAUAUCAAAGCAGUUAAGAAGCAUAUAACUUUUCUCAUCCU
Messenger RNA from Thermothelomyces thermophilus ATCC 42464, 1301 nucleotides. RefSeq lists its product as uncharacterized. Gene Ontology annotation, biological process: respiratory electron transport chain; aerobic respiration; tricarboxylic acid cycle. The record is from RefSeq and is a predicted model, not a curated record. NCBI's taxonomy places the organism in Eukaryota, Fungi, Ascomycota, Sordariomycetes, Sordariales, Chaetomiaceae. Gene Ontology annotation, cellular component: mitochondrial membrane. Gene Ontology annotation, molecular function: 2 iron, 2 sulfur cluster binding; electron transfer activity. The transcript has 3 exons. Bases 93 to 935 code for a protein of 280 amino acids.